Molecule: messenger RNA, 451 nt
Organism: Plectropomus leopardus (leopard coralgrouper)
Lineage: Eukaryota; Metazoa; Chordata; Actinopteri; Perciformes; Serranidae
Source: RefSeq, a predicted model, not a curated record
AUAUAUUUUCUGUUUUCAGCGGCUGACCGUCGGCACUGUGGCCGGUGUUUGACGCUGUUGGUCGGUGUUGGAGUCACAGACGGACCGCUGGACCGACAGAUAGCGGACAGGUCACACGGCAGUGAUGUCAUCGCUCCCGCUCUUCCUCCUGCCCUUCCUCAUCCUCACUCCGGCCUCAGCGCUGGAGUUUCGUUACCAUGACAACCGUGAGAUCGAGCAGUACCUCCUCCAGGUCAACGCCUCCAACCCCGACGUCACACACCUGUACAGCAUCGGCCGCUCCGUCAGAGGUCAGCAGCUGUGGGUGCUGGCUCUGGGUCUCAGUCCUCACCGUCACACCGUCGGCAUCCCCGAGUUCAAAUAUGUGGCCAACAUGCAUGGAAACGAGAGUGUCUCAGAGAUAUUUGGCAGCGUCCUCUUCAUCCUCUGCAUGGACGAUCUGAGCUUUUAG